AUGGUCUACUCAAGCAUCGGCGAACUUAUCCCGGAGCUCGCCAACCUCGCGGCCGGUGCCACGAGUUCCUUUUCAAGUACGGCAGGAGGGCAAAACUUCACACACUGCUGCCUCGUCGCCGUGAACCAGUCCUUCUUGGUCGCCGGGCCAGACGAGCCACUGUCAUUGAACACCCCGGCAUACUUCCAGCCAUCCGUGACCAUCCAAGAGCUCGAGGACGCCUUGUCGGGUGAUCGAGCGUUCCCGUGCGGCCCUUCACGAGGCGGAAGCUCAGAGGGAGCACCGGUCGUCAGGGUCCCGUAUGACUGGUGUCUAUCUCAAUGCGAGGGCUGGGAGAUGAGCCACAUCAGUGUGCCCCAGCAAUGGGUUGGGCCCCUUGUCCUGUUCAUUCUGCCCAGCCUCGCACUGUGCCUCAACAUACCGCGGGCAAGCAAGCUGGCGAUGCCAGAUGUGAUGUCCCAGCUGCGUCCUUGGAGUCUGAUCUGGGUUGCCACAUACUGGAUAAGGUUGCUGUGGGCCAUGUUCCUCACAGUGGUCGACACAUUUAUUUGGUUGUCCAUCUGCUUUGCAUUCGCGGGCCCGAUGCUCCUGAGUGCGAUGUACGAGUAUGCGCUGGACAGGAAAGUCUUGGACUUCCUCGAUGAGGCAAGGGAGCAAUGCGAUGGACCAAGCAUCUCCCCGAGAUUGAGGGCGCAGCUGCUGUUGGCGGUGGCGGUUGGGAACUUGCGGAUCUCGACGAGCCGGAGGAUCUCGAUGUUCUCCCAAUGGGAUGCGGAGACGCAUCAGAGGAAGCUAUCCGUCGGAGACAUUCUAAAGGACAACACCUGGACCCGGGUGAUGGCCAUGGUCGACGAGGAUGAAUCAGAACUUGCAUGGUUUGGUGGCAAGGUACUGCUGUCAACGAAGCUGAAGUCGAUCUUCAAUUCGCACGCAAGCUUCGGAAGGACCAUUGGGGCGCCAGUCCUUUUCCUCGUUGGUGGCUUCAUAUAUACCGUUCUGGGCAUCCAAAACGGAAGUCUCCGGGACAAGGACACAGCUCAUGCUCUGGCCUUUGGAAUGUGGUGGAUGACAGUCCCGAUUCUCGCCAUAGCGUCUUGCGCCAUGCUCGCCUCUCCCAAUCCCAGCGCUUUACAAGGGAUUGUAUGGGACGGAGGCGCCAUAGCGUCCCGGGAGAAAUCGGAGAGCAGCUCUUGGGAAUCGAUGAAAAGUAAAGUCGAGAGUUUUGCCAUAGGAAGAUGGAUUCUGAAACAGACAGAAAGGUAUCAACUAAUCCAGUCCAUGUACGACGGUCAGUUCAAGACCGUCACCCUCUGGAGCCGCGGACCGAACAAGAAGCGCUGGGUAGAAGAGGCCAUCAGGGAUUACGCCUCCAACUCUGAGGAACAUGGCGACCGGUUGAUGCCUUCGAAAGACGUCGGCAAAAGAUUGGGAAUGAGCCUUCGAGACCACUUCAACAUCGCGGCUGGAAGUGCUGUCCUGCUGAUGACCCCAUCUCUGCUUGCAUUCCUGACAUCUUACAACACGCCCCGGAAGGGCAUCUCCUGUCACAGCGGCACAUACCUGAUUUACGCCAUCACGCAGGUAGUUGAGUGCUUAUUUUGGGGUUGGGAAGUCUGGCUGAAGGGCUUGUAUGGCGAAAGGUGGUCGGAAGCGCGGACCCGGGCAAAGACGAUUACUUGGUGUGGCCAGAUGUUUGUAGGGUUCUUCGCCAUUCUCACGGCCGUUGCGGGUACCUUCUUGCAACUACUUGGAGUAUACAGGACGUGCGCCUGCAAGAUACCCCUUAGCUACUGGCUGCACCCAGAAGCCCCAGAAGCAUAUGUCGACUUGAGCGUCGAGAGAGAUGCGACAAUGGAAGAUGCCCAACGAUGGUGGGUUGCGACGGGAAUAGCUGCCGUGGGCUUCGUCUGUGCCGCCUGCGCAUUUGCUUGGUUUCAUCAACGCAGGCUUCGACGUAUAUUCAGGGCCGAAGCCGACCGGCUGGAUGAGGGACGGAUCGCCCCUCAACUCACGCUGGAGGAGAGUUACGAGACCAUGAUGAAGAGAUGA
This is a messenger RNA of Diaporthe citri, 2049 nucleotides long. RefSeq lists its product as uncharacterized. The coding region runs from base 1 to 2049 and encodes 682 amino acids. NCBI's taxonomy places the organism in Eukaryota, Fungi, Ascomycota, Sordariomycetes, Diaporthales, Diaporthaceae. The record is from RefSeq and is a predicted model, not a curated record. The transcript is spliced from 4 exons.